AUUUGCGCCCAAACCCAAUUGCCCGACUAGUGUUCAUCUGUGCGUCAACUUCAGUGGAGGACCAGCAUUAAGGCAGUAUCGACUCACCAUCUCGUUGGAACAUCAAACCAAUACCCCGUGGUUGUCGAGUUCGUGCUCGUUGUUGCAAGUUGGAAGUAGCGGCGUGUGUGCUGCUGUAUCGAAAUCUUCAAGAUGGGUUGUAGCCAAAUUAUGAGCAAUCUCGGUGACCUGAUCAUGAACAAUAAGCUGGUCACCUUUCUGAGUGUGGCCCUUUUUGCGUUCGUAAUCACCGUGAUAGCGCUGGCAGUUUCGAACAACAAUAAUGCGAGUGAUUUGGAAGCGUGUGAAGCACAGCUCUACAGAUUAUUGAAUCCAACAUCUACUACACUUACUGCUUCUCCUACUCCUACGACUUCUGAAACCCCUGCACCCAAUCUAUAAUGUGACCGAAUGAUUGCAGAGAACCGAUUGAAGUAGUGCGUAAGAUUUCAACUAAAAGCUGCACCAACACAUGUUGUCUGGUGCAUCUCGAGCAAUCGAACAAUAAAUAUUUAAAUGAAGAAACCGUCGGGAAGGUA
Molecule: messenger RNA, 578 nt
Organism: Anopheles aquasalis
Lineage: Eukaryota; Metazoa; Arthropoda; Insecta; Diptera; Culicidae
Source: RefSeq, a predicted model, not a curated record